AUGUUCCUUCCACAUCCACCAGACUUGUCACACCGGGAAGUCACAGCCAGGACCGGAGGUAACCCACCUGCUGCCACCAUCAUGGCCACAGAAUCAGUCGCCACCUCAUUGCCCGUACGGACGGUGAAGCAGUCCAGCACCCACCCAUUGUCUCCCAUCAGCAGCGAAGAGAUCCAGAAUGCGGUAUCUUUGAUCAGGUCGCAAUGGCCGCAAGGCCAGGACCUCCACUUCAAGGCCAUCACUCUCGAGGAGCCACUGAAGGCACAGGUAGUGCCAUACCUCGAAGCAGAAUUCAGUGGCUACGAUCUACCACAGAUCGAGCGCAAGGUCUUCGUCACGUACUAUCUGAGGGCGACAAACAAGUUCCACGAAGCUGUCGUCAACCUGAGCUCCCAAAAUGUGGAGUACAACAUGAGACUAGGCAAGAACGAUCAUGCACCAUUCGAUGGCGAGGAGAUCGUCGCUAUGGAGCAGAUUGCUCUUCAAGAUGAGGGUGUGCAAGCAGAAUUGGCUAAGCUGAAGCUGCCCGAAGGCUCGAAGGUUGUGAUUGAUCCCUGGAUCUAUGGAUCUGAUGGCGUUGAGGACGACGACCGCAUGGCUCAGUGCUUUCUAUACCUGCGUGAUCCCCUAAACUCUGAUGAGCUCGACUCCAACCACUACGCCCUACCACUCAGUAUCUCACCCGUUCUUAGUCUGGUGUCUCUGAAGGUAAUCCGUAUCGACCGUCUUCCAACAGGAGCUGACAACACCAUUUCCGGGCCAAAGCCCUGGGACCCGAAGCCAGCCAACGAGUACGUUCCAGAGUACCAGAAACUGCGCACAGAUCUCAAGCCAUUGCAAGUCAUCCAGCCAGAAGGUGCAAGCUUCUCCGUUCAAGAACAAGGCACAUCCAGCGUCAUCGAGUGGCAGAAGUGGUCGUUCCGCAUCGGCUUCAACCAGCGCGAAGGCAUGGUUCUCUACAACGUCCGCUACGACGGCCGUAACCUCUUCUAUCGUCUCUCCCUAUCUGACAUGAACAUCCCAUAUGCCGACCCUCGCCACCCAUUCCACAAGAAGUCAGCUUUCGAUCUCGGAGACGCUGGAGCUGGAAUCAUGGCCAACGAUCUCAAGCUCGGAUGUGACUGCCUUGGUUCGAUCCACUACCUAUCAGCAACCCUAGCCGAUGACAAGGGCAAUCCACUCGACAUGCCAAACGUCGUCUGUAUCCACGAGCAAGACGGCGGCAUUGGCUGGAAGCACACCAACUACCGAACCGGCCGCGCAGCCGUUGUGCGGAACAGGGAGCUCGUUAUCCAGAGCAUCAUCACGGUUGCAAACUACGAGUACAUCAUGGACUUCAUGUUCAACCAAGCCGGUGAAGUCGCCUAUGAGGUUCGCGCCACUGGUAUCUUAUCAACACAACCCAUCGAUGACGGAGUCGAAGUACCGUGGGGCACAGUCGUACACCCGGGUGUCCUUGCAACUCAUCACCAGCACAUCUUCUCCCUCCGUGUCGAUCCCAUGAUCGAUGGCUACCACAACCGUCUAGUCUACGACGAAGCCCAUGCGAUGCCACGCAGUGACUUCAAUCCUCACGGCACGGGAUACUACACCCAGGAGACCAUCGUAGAGCAAUCUGGCGGUUUCAAUGUUGACUACGAAGCCAACAGGACAUUCAAAAUCCAGAACGCCGAUGUGCGAAACCCGAUCAAUGGAAAGCCGGUUGCGUACAAGAUUCACGCUCCUGCUUUCCAGAAGAUGUUGUCAGACACGCAGAGCUUCAACCACAAGCGUGCGGAAUUCGCGGAUAAGUCGAUUUACGCUGUCAAAUACCGUGAUGGCGAGCUGUAUGCUGGUGGGAAGUACACGAACCAGAGCCGAGGGGGCAAUGGUGUGCGUGCCUGGGCAGAUCGUAAGGACAACAUCGUGGAUGAUGAUCUGGUGGUCUUUGUGCAAUUCGGCAUCAACCACAUUCCACGCAUCGAAGACUUCCCAGUCAUGCCAUGCGAGGUGAUCAAGGUGGCUAUGAAGCCUGUGAACUUCUUCGACAAGAAUCCAGCACUGGACGUGCCGCCAAGCACGCAGCAGUUCAAUCAGAGUGUGCUGCUCAGCGAGCAGCACCAUCAGGGUAGUGUGGAGGGCAAGGUCGAUGCGAAUGGUGCUGUGUGCUGCCAGACGACGAGUAGUAAGCUGUAG
Messenger RNA from Fulvia fulva, 2175 nucleotides. Its product is annotated as Copper amine oxidase 1. Gene Ontology annotation, molecular function: primary methylamine oxidase activity; quinone binding; copper ion binding. Lineage: Eukaryota; Fungi; Ascomycota; Dothideomycetes; Mycosphaerellales; Mycosphaerellaceae. The record is from RefSeq and is a predicted model, not a curated record. The transcript is spliced from 2 exons. Bases 1 to 2175 code for a protein of 724 amino acids. Gene Ontology annotation, biological process: amine metabolic process.